Magallana angulata is the source of this 1054-nucleotide messenger RNA. RefSeq names its product amyloid beta A4 precursor protein-binding family B member 1-interacting protein-like. NCBI's taxonomy places the organism in Eukaryota, Metazoa, Mollusca, Bivalvia, Ostreida, Ostreidae. The record is from RefSeq and is a predicted model, not a curated record. The transcript is spliced from 4 exons. Bases 178 to 768 code for a protein of 196 amino acids.
GGCUAAAGAAGUAAUAAUUUUACUUAGAGAUAUGACAUAUGUCGCCUGAUUUCAACCAUUGUCCGUGAAUUGUUUACAUGGCUACUAGUAAGCUUGAAAUGACCACUAGGAAGAGCAUUCAAUUGGUUGUUAGAUAAAAACGAGAGAAAAACGAGAUAAUAACAGACUGUCCAAAAAAUGUCAAUACCAGUCUUAAAGUACAUAGGAAUUUUCUGGAUCUUGUUAACACUUCUUCAAGGCUGUGAUGGCGCCUAUAGAUCCUCUAGAUCCUACAGAACCUAUAGCUCCUACAGAUCUUAUAGUUCCUACAGAUCCUCCUAUUAUUACUAUACCUCAGAUCCCCCGUCUUACAUCGUUUGUGGUGUGAUCUUGGGGCUCAUUUUCCUCGGUGUAAUGGCGUACUGCAUCAAGUCCUGCAUCUGUGAAAGAAAAAACAGGGGAACAAAUAAUAGUUACAAUUUAAGCGUAAGAUUCCUAAACGCCGGAGCAGAAGGUCAACGGGCCAUCAUUACAGCAAACGCCACCCCCGGGAUUUAUCCUACUCGAUACACAAGCCAGGCUUCCCACCUAGCACCCGGAGAGACGCUGAAUCCGCCUCCUAAUGCACCUUAUCCUUCAGACAACGGUUCCUCCACGUCCCAGCCGCCUCCCUACGGCGAGCCGGCGCCAUCUUAUGAUUCCAUGUUUGAACCACCGGAAAACAAGGCCCCUCCCUACCCAACGUCGCCAAAGGAGUCUAACUUUGUUCCUCCGCCAGCCAAAAACUGAGCCAUUGUAACGCACAUGUGACUGAAGUUUAUUGUUAAGAACAUUCUGUGAUAAAAUAUUUGGAACCAGUUUUUGUUAUUGCUAUUUCAAAAUUCAGUUAAUUUUCACCCCUUUAAGACUGGGAUAGGUUUUUGUUUUUUUAAGUACAUGUAUAUGUAAAGUAUCAUAGUACACAUAUUUUAUAAAAGACCCAUCUUAAGAGUUCAAAAAAUCUAAGUUACCAUUAAACUGAAUAAUGGAAUGUGGACAAAGUGUGUGUGUGUGUGUGUGUGUGUGUGUGUGUGUG